Ordospora colligata OC4 is the source of this 333-nucleotide messenger RNA. Its product is annotated as ribosomal protein L31e. The transcript has a single exon. Gene Ontology annotation, molecular function: structural constituent of ribosome. Gene Ontology annotation, biological process: cytoplasmic translation. NCBI's taxonomy places the organism in Eukaryota, Fungi, Microsporidia, Ordosporidae. Gene Ontology annotation, cellular component: cytosolic large ribosomal subunit; ribosome. The record is from RefSeq and is a predicted model, not a curated record. The coding region runs from base 1 to 333 and encodes 110 amino acids.
AUGCCAUCCAAGAUAGUAGAAGGCCAGACAGUGGAGAUUACUGUGAACUUGAGAAGAAUAGCAUUUUCUGUCCCAUGGACAAGGAAGGCACCUGGUGCAAUAAGGAGACUGAAGAAAGAGAUCCAGAAGUACUUUGGAGAGAAGACUGGGGUAGUUGUUACGAAGGAGCUCAAUAACUUUGUGUUUUUGAACGGAAAUAAGAACAUUCCUGCCAAGAUCCGUGUCCGAGUCACUAAGAAGACAUGCGAAAAGGAUGCAGAGAAGCAGAUACUGCAUACUGAGCUGGUGAUUGUCGGGUCGUUCAAGGGCCUCAAGGAGAUUGUUAUCGAUUAA